Molecule: messenger RNA, 1525 nt
Organism: Triticum aestivum (bread wheat)
Lineage: Eukaryota; Viridiplantae; Streptophyta; Magnoliopsida; Poales; Poaceae
Exons: 2
Coding region: 89-1249 (386 amino acids)
Molecular function (GO): protein binding
Source: RefSeq, a predicted model, not a curated record
UCGGCAAGCAACCUGGUCCAAGGCCGAAACUACCGCGUAGUGGGGAAGAAACAUCCCUUUCCCCGUCCGUCCAGGCGCGUCACGCCACAUGGCCCCGGCCGCCUCCACCGUCGACGUCCUCGGCGACGACCUGCUGCAGGAGGUCUUCGUCCUGCUCCCGGGCCCCGCCGACCUCCUCCGCGCCGCGCUCGCCUGCCGCCCCUUCCUCCGCGCCGCCCGCAGCGCCGCCUUCCUCCGCCGCUUCCGCCGCCGCCACCCCUUCACCUGCCCGCUCCUCCUCGGCUGCCACCUCCACCUCCCCGGCGAGCGCCGCGGGAACAGCGCCCCUCACCUGCUUCCCGCUCCCCCCUCCGCCGCCACGCGCCGGGUCGCCGAGCGCGGCGACUUCGCCCUCUCCUUCAUCCCCCGCCGCGGCCGGCCGGGCGCCGCCGGCGCCGGCACCCCGUGGCAGCUCCUCGACUGCCGCAACGGUCGCCUCCUUCUGCGCAGCCGCUCGUCCCAGGAGCUCGCCGUCGCCGACCCGCUGGCCCGGCGGUGGGUCUCGCUCCCCGCGCUCCCCGGCGAUCACCCCGUGGGGUAUGCCCUCGUCCCCGACGACGGCGACUAUUCGGUGUUCCAGGCGGCCUGCAUUUCCCGAGUCGGCGACACCACGGAGCUGCGCGCCUUCCUCCUCUCCUCCGCCGAGCUUCGGUGGGCGGACGUGGGCGGCCUCGCGCAGCAGCCCAAUCUCGCGGCCUCCCGGGCGAUGCAAGCGAACCGGUCGCUGUACUGGAAGCUAGUGGGUGGACAGCACAUGCUGGCGCUCAACACGGCGACGACGGAGCUCGCCGUGCUGCCGCUCCCGCCUUUCCUGCGGGAGCUCAGUUUCGACGUCAUCGAGAAGGGGGAGGACGGCGCCGGUGGGCUCCAUGUGCUCACCAUGCGUGGCUUCUGCAUCGAGGUUUGGGUCGGCGAGGACGACGGCGCCGGUGGCCUGGCGUGGACGCUGGUGGACAAGUCGGUGAGGUUCCACAGGGCGAUUGCAGAGAUGAUUGGCUCGGAACACUUUUACCAUCUCACACUGGAUGUCAUCGGGGUGGCUGCGGGUGUUGUGUUCUUGCGCAAUGGCAGUUGUCUGUUCUGCAUUCAUCUUGAGACUAUGAAGAUGACGAAGCUCUCUGAGAACGAGAGUUGCCCGUCUGCACUGAUAUAUCCUUACACGAUAGCGUGGCCGCCAGCGAUCUUGAACCCUACUGAAGAAGGUGCUUGAUAAGGAAUGUGAAGCUACAUUCAGCUUAUGGUGAUUAGAUUCUGUGGCAGAGCUGAUGUUGGAAAAAGGAUGUCAUUUGAUCAUCCAUAUGAAUUCUUGAGACAUGAUAGCCGCAAACUUGCUCUAGUCGUGUUUACAGUUUUAGCUUGAUAUCAUGUAAUUAGUUGUGCUUGCAGUCUUAGUUGGUGUGUUAUGUUCUGCCAGCAUUAUGUGUAUGGUCACUCUAUUGCCUGAGAUUAUAAUUUCGGAAUAUAGUAUUUAGCAUGCUUUUGUGAA